AUGAAUAAACAACAUGUCACUCUGUUGGUCUUCCUGGACCUCAGCGUUGCAUUUGAUACGGUGGACCAUGACAUAUUGUUGGGGCGUCUUAAAUAUAAGUUUGGGAUUUGUAAUAAUGCGCUUGCUUGGUUUCGAUCAUAUUUAGUGAACAGAUCCCAUCGUGUAGUUAUAGAAAACGUAAUGUCGGACAGUUUUGAUAUGAAGUAUGGUGUGCCUCAAGGGUCUUGUUUAGGCCCAUUGUUGUUUAUCCUGUACACAAGCAAACUGUUCGAUGUCAUCUACCAUCAUUUGCCCACCGUGCAUUGCUUUGCUGACGAUACGGAGUUAUAUCUCGCAUUUAACCCAAGUAGCGAUAAUGCUCAGGAUGCUGCCAUCUUAGCUAUGGAGAAUUGCCUACGAGACAUCCGGAACUGGAUGAUUACUGAUAGGUUGAUGAUAAAUGAUGAAAAAAUGAAAUUUAUGUUGAUUGGAACAAAAGCUAAGCUCGGUAAAGUCAAGAACAUUACUCUAACUAUUGGUGAAUCUGUGAUUUCACCAUCUGAAGAACCUAUCAGGAACUUGGGCGCUUG
Paramuricea clavata is the source of this 569-nucleotide messenger RNA. The record is from the annotation of a GenBank genome assembly. NCBI's taxonomy places the organism in Eukaryota, Metazoa, Cnidaria, Anthozoa, Malacalcyonacea, Plexauridae.